AUGUCAAUUGUCUCUAUGAGAGUUUGGGUAAUUCUGUUCCUGCUCUGUUCUUGUGGGGAACAGGGCCUGGGUUUUUUUUUUUUUUUUUUUAUAAUUUUUUCUCGAAUCCUCAGAAACCUUCUUCACUCUUUCCAUUUCCAUUCCACUAACUCCAGUGGCAGGAGCUCAUCAAUUGAUCCAAACUACAACUACAACUACAAUACUCUCGAUGAUAACCGGGUUCCUGCCACUGUCAUCACUGGUUUUCUCGGUUCCGGCAAGACAACUCUCCUCAAUCAUAUACUUUCAUCUCAACACGGCAAGCGGAUUGCCGUCAUAGAAAACGAGUUUGGUGAAGUGGAUAUUGAUGGAUCAUUGGUUGCUAGUCAUUCCUCUGUAUCUGAAGACAUUAUCGUGGUUAAUAAUGGUUGCCUAUGCUGUACUGUGCGAGGAGAUCUUGUUAAAAUGCUUUUGAAGUUAGUUAAGGAAAAACAGGACAAAUUUGAUCAUAUUGUUAUAGAAACAACAGGCCUUGCUAAGCCAGCUCCUGUUAUAGAAACAUUCUGUAGCGAUGAACUGGUUUCACGUUAUUUGAAACUAGAUGGAGUUGUUACUUUGGUUGACUCAAAGCAUGCCAUGCAACACUUGAAUGAAGUCAAACCAAGAUUUGUGGUGAAUGAGGCAGUAGAGCAAGUUGCCUAUGCUGACCGUAUUAUUUUCAACAAGAUAGAUUUAGUCAGCGAGGCUGAGUUGGAGGUACUGACUAAGAAAAUCAAGCAUAUCAAUGGGCUUGCACAAAUUAAGCUAGCUAAAUUUGGAUCUGUUGACAUGGACUUUGUUUUGGGAGUGGGAGGAUAUGAUCUUGAAAGAUUUGACUCUGAAGCUCACCUAGAUAGUUCCUGUUCUGUGACUCAUCAACAUGAAGCCGGACAUGGACACCACACAGGGCAUCACCACGAUCAUGCUCAUGAUUCUGCCGUCUCUAGUGUCAGUAUAGUUUCUGAAGGAACUCUUGAUCUUGAUGAGUUUGAUGAUUGGCUUGAAAGACUGAUUGAAGAAAAAGGAGAGGACUUGUACAGAAUGAAGGGGAUUUUAUCUGUUAGUGAUUCUGACCAACGUUAUGUUUUUCAGGGGGUGCAUUCUACAUUGGAUGGCUGCCCAGGCAAAACCUGGGGACCCAAUGAGAAGAGGAUUAACAAACUCGUGUUCAUAGGAAGAAAUUUGGAUGAAUUUUCCCUAAGAAAGGGUUUUAAAGGUUGUCUAGCAUAAGCUAUUGGUAUAUGCCAAAUAAUUAAACAGUGGAUAGAUGCUGGAACACAAAACAAAAUGAGGCUUUAAAGAAUCACAAAUGCAUAAAUACAUGGUCUCUGAUGACGAAAUGAUUCAUGAGA
This is a messenger RNA of Quercus lobata, 1370 nucleotides long. Its product is annotated as COBW domain-containing protein 1-like. The record is from RefSeq and is a predicted model, not a curated record. The transcript is spliced from 10 exons. Lineage: Eukaryota; Viridiplantae; Streptophyta; Magnoliopsida; Fagales; Fagaceae. Gene Ontology annotation, cellular component: cytoplasm. Bases 1 to 1248 code for a protein of 415 amino acids.